Molecule: messenger RNA, 459 nt
Organism: Parasteatoda tepidariorum (common house spider)
Lineage: Eukaryota; Metazoa; Arthropoda; Arachnida; Araneae; Theridiidae
Product: histone-lysine N-methyltransferase SETMAR-like
Source: RefSeq, a predicted model, not a curated record
AUGGAUAAGACAAAAAUGCGAGUUAUUUUCGAACAUGAGUUCUGUCAUGGAACUAAUGCAGCGCAGACAAGCCAAAAUGUUAACGAAGUGCUUGGCAAGGAUGCAGCUAAGGAACUUACAGUACUUCGAUGGUUCAUUAAAUUCCGAUCUGGAGAUUUUGAUCUUCAAAGUGAACCACGUGGGCGGUCUGAGAGCAAAGUGGAUGACAACCAGCUGAAAGCUGUAAUGGAAGCAAAUCCAUCUGAAACGACAAGUGAAUUAGUAUCAAGGUUUGAAGUUACCAUCCCAACAAUAUUAAGUCAUGUGAAAGCAAUCGGAAAAGUAAAAAAAAAGCAGGAUAAGUGCGUUUCGCAUGAGAUGAGUGAGCGUCAUCAACGGAACUGCUCCGAGGCUUGUUGUUCUUUGGUAUCAAGACUAAGAGUUCGAUCCAUUUUCGCACCGGAUAGUCACGUGCAAUGA